This is a messenger RNA of Cyclopterus lumpus (lumpfish), 3447 nucleotides long. RefSeq names its product afadin. Gene Ontology annotation, cellular component: adherens junction. The coding region runs from base 1 to 3447 and encodes 1148 amino acids. The record is from RefSeq and is a predicted model, not a curated record. NCBI's taxonomy places the organism in Eukaryota, Metazoa, Chordata, Actinopteri, Perciformes, Cyclopteridae. Gene Ontology annotation, biological process: signal transduction; regulation of protein localization. Gene Ontology annotation, molecular function: cell adhesion molecule binding. The transcript has 22 exons.
AUGCCAGAGGGGGAAGAACGGGCGAAAUUAGCCGAAGUCAUCAGACAGUGGAACGACAACAGACUGGACUUGUUUGAAAUAAGUCAACCUGAUGAGCGCUUGGAGUUUCACGGAGUGCAGCGCUUCUACUUUGAGGACCGCGGCGGAGGAAACGUGGCCACGAAGUGCCUCCGUGUCUGCAGCGACUCUUCAACCCGCCAGGUUAUUGAAUCUCUGGCCGAGAAGUUCAGGCCUGACAUGAAAAUGCUGACUACCGGUUAUUCCCUGUAUGAGAUCCACGCCAAUAAAGAACGUGAACUGGAUCUGGACGAGAGACCUUUGGUUGUGCAAUUAAACUGGAACACGGACAACAGAGAAGGACGCUUUGUGCUCAAGAAGGACGACGAGCGUUUGGAGACCAACCUUCCCGAGAAGGAAAAAGGAGGCCUGAUCCAAAGCUUCAAGAGGACGCUGUCGAGAAAAGAGAAAAACAAAGAGAAACACAAAGCUAAAGCGACUUCACAUGAUGAGAAUGGGUCAACUGAGAAGCGACUGAACAACAACAGCAUCUGUGUGUCCAACCAUGAGAAAGGAAAGAGCUGCACGGGAAACAGAAAGCAACAGAGGCCGGCAGCCGCGGGAGGAAAGCACACGCAAGAUCUUUAUCCAGAUUUUUCCGAUCAACCCGGAUUACCAAUUGGAAUAAAAUUCUGUGACAGCUCGGAGGAAGCCUUCCUGUCCGCGGUCAUGAACUACACCAACAGCUCCACGGUUCAUUUCAAGCUCUCGCCUGCGUACAUCCUCUACGCCGCGGGACGCUUCGCUCUGCAACGCCACCACCGGCGAGGCUCGCCGCUCUGCGAUCACGGCGUCACUUUGACCGCAAGCAAAAUGGUGGCCGCGACGUCGAAGGUCAUCCAGAGACAGCUUGCCAUCGCCGGCCCUCUCGCCUUCUGGAUGGCCAACUCCUCUGAGUUGCUGAACUUCCUCAAGCGUGACAAAGAACUCGGCUCGCUCACGCGGCAAAGUCAGCUGGAUCUGUCCCACCUGGUGCACAAAGCGUACAGUUGCCUGCUACAGUGUCUACAGAAUGAGUUACGGAAGCACUUGCCAACUUUUUUGAUUGAUCCUGAGCUACAUGGCAAACUGCCAGCUGGUAUAGAGAUGGUGCUGAACACCUUGAUGAACACCAUGUCCCUUUUACGCCGCUGCCGGGUCAACGCUGCCCUAACCAUCCAGCUCUUCUCCCAACUCUUCCAUUUCAUCAGUGUCUGGCUCUUCAACCAGCUCAUGAGCCCGGAGGCCGACACUCCGGGCCUGCGCUCCCACUACUGGGGAGCCGCUCUCCGCCAGAGGCUCACGGCCAUCGAAGCCUGGGCGGAGAGGCAGGGCCUGGAGCUGGCUGCCGACUGCCACCUCGGACACAUCAUCCAGGCAACCACGCUCCUGACCAUGAACAAGUACUCGAUGGAAGACGUGAAGGCCAUCCAGAAUACCAGUUUCAAGUUGAACUCCCUGCAGCUGCAGACGUUGCUAUGCGGCUACCUCUAUGCAGCAAAUGAACCUCACAUUACGCCUGAUUUGAUCGAUGCUGUGGUGACGGCUGCGAAGGCCUCAGCAGAUAACCUGAUUCGGAGCGAAGGACGGGACAUCCAGCUGGAAGAAAGCCUCGACCUACAUCUGCCCUUCCUGCUGCCGGAGGGAGGAUACUCCUGUGACACUGUGAGAGGAAUCCCGCCGGGGUUUAGGGAAUUUUUGGAGCCAAUUUGCCGUAAAGGUCUCUGCUUUCUAACAACCCAGCCGAACUCUAAAGGUGACUGGACCGUGCACUUCAGUGAGACAACUUCCUCUGCAGAGAGCACAUGUUUGGCAGCACACGGAGAGCCAGACAUUGUGACUAUCACACUGAACAAACCUCUGAACAGUGGCAUGGGGGUCAGCAUUGUGGCUGCAAAGGGAGCCGGGCAAGAAAACCUGGGGAUUUAUAUCAAAUCCAUCGUCAAGGGAGGACCAGCUGAGAUGAAUGGCCGGUUAACAGCUGGGGACCAGCUGCUGAGCGUGGAUGGUCAAAGUGUGGUCGGCCUCAGCCAAGAAAGGGCAGCAGCUAUCAUGAUGCAAACCGGCCCCGUGGUGACCUUACAGGUCGCAAAGUUCGGAGCGAGCUACCACGGCCUGGAAGCUCUGCUGAGUGAACCAACAGGUGAAAACACCAGAGAACUUCAACCAGUCGUGGAUCCUGGUCCGUCGGAACGGCUCCACGGAGGCAGCAAGCGGUCCAAAGACGAGACGAUGCAGAGAAACCGACAACUGUACCGCUCCAACCCCGACAUGAACACGGGUUUCCCCCCCGAGGAUGGAGAUGAACCCGUCGACCCCGUUGUGGCUGCCGUCUCCAGUGUCAACCUUUGUGCUGAUACAGUUCACAGGGAAUACUUGACACUUCCAGCCCCGACGUCGCAGGACAAGAACGCAUCUGAAACCAGUCGACCACAGCAAACAUUGAGCGUGUCUUUGAGGCCUUUAGAUGGACAGUACUCCACUCAGAGGACCUUCAUGCGCCAAGCGCUGUCCCAGGAGGACUUGUGCGUGGACAGCAGACGCCCCCUGCUGGACAGAAGGCAGAACUUGUGGGAGCAGAAGGAGCAGCGUGCAAAGCAAACCCUGAGCCACUAUUCAUCUUUCCCAAUCCGCUCGAGUGUCUCCACUCACGACGUCCUCUCAGUUGAUUGUUCUCCUGCGUCGCAGCAGCAGCAGCAGGGCCGGCGCGCAAGCGGCGCCGGCGUCUGGAGGACUCCUUUCUCACAGCAUCCGACCCCGACGCCUUCCAACCAGCCCAUACGCAUCGACAUCCCCGUGACCAGGGCGGCGGGCAAACACACGGGCCCUCCUGCGCUCACCACCUUCCAGAGUUCAUCGUUGCUGGCGGCGAGGAUGAGCCAAACCCUGACAACACGUGGACACAAAAACAGAGCGGAUCAUAUCUACGCGUGUCCCAUGACCGCGACCAAGAAGAGGCCUCAGCCCUGGCUUCCCUCCCAGCAGCAGAGAGCCACCACUCACAGGGGUCAAGCUGCGAAAGCCCAAGUGAGCAUCACCCCGACCAAACAUGUCUCCUUCCAGGAGCCUCCCACGAAGCCAAAAGACCCUCAGGAGCAGGCCGACCCGUGGAGGAGGGAGGCCCAGGAGAAGCUGGAGAAGCAGCAGAGGCUCCGCGUGGUGGAGCUCUUGGAGCAGGAGGUGCAGGAGCUCCAGGGCAAAGCGAGGCGCUCGGAGGAGGAGGACGGCCGGCUCCGAAGGCUCAGUCUGGAGUGGCAGUUUCAGAAGAGGCUGCAGGAGGUCCAGCGGAGAGGAGAAGAUGAGGAUGAGGAAGAUGAGGAUGUGGACAUGAUGGUGACAAUACAGCAGAUGGAGAGAAGAGCGCAGGCGAAGACCCACGAGGGUAAUCUCUGCGGGGAACGUCGACACUGA